Messenger RNA from Acanthisitta chloris (rifleman), 1000 nucleotides. It is a transcript of the gene GJD2, whose product is annotated as gap junction protein, delta 2, 36kDa. Lineage: Eukaryota; Metazoa; Chordata; Aves; Passeriformes; Acanthisittidae. Gene Ontology annotation, cellular component: connexin complex. The record is from RefSeq and is a predicted model, not a curated record. Gene Ontology annotation, biological process: cell communication. The transcript has a single exon. The coding region runs from base 79 to 840 and encodes 253 amino acids.
CUGCUGACCGUGGUGGUGAUCUUCAGAAUUCUCAUUGUGGCCAUUGUAGGGGAGACGGUAUACGAUGACGAGCAAACGAUGUUUGUCUGUAACACGCUGCAGCCAGGCUGCAACCAGGCUUGUUACGACCAGGCUUUCCCCAUUUCUCACAUAAGGUACUGGGUGUUCCAGAUCAUCAUGGUGUGCACUCCCAGCCUGUGCUUCAUAACGUACUCCGUUCACCAGUCUGCUAAACAGAGGGAACGGAGGUACUCCACUGUCUUCCUCACCUUGGAAAGGGACCAGGAUUCAAUGAAGCGUGAGGACAGUAAGAAAAUAAAGAACACGAUUGUCAAUGGGGUGCUGCAGAACACUGAGAACUCCACCAAAGAGGCAGAACCAGACUGCUUAGAAGUGAAGGAAAUCCCCAACCCUGCUAUCAGAACUACAAAGUCAAAGAUGAGGAGGCAAGAAGGCAUUUCUCGAUUUUAUAUCAUCCAAGUGGUCUUUCGAAAUGCCCUAGAGAUCGGAUUCUUAGUGGGACAGUAUUUUCUGUACGGAUUCAAUGUCCCUUCCAUGUACGAAUGUGACAGAUACCCUUGCAUUAAAGAAGUAGAGUGCUAUGUCUCUAGACCCACUGAGAAGACUGUAUUCUUGGUAUUCAUGUUUGCUGUCAGUGGGAUUUGUGUGGUGCUCAAUUUGGCAGAACUGAACCACUUGGGCUGGAGAAAGAUCAAAAUGGCAGUGAGAGGAGUACAGGCAAAAAGGAAAUCCAUAUACGAAAUCAGAAAUAAGGACCUGCCAAGAAUGAGCAUGCCUAACUUUGGCAGGACUCAGUCAAGUGACUCAGCUUAUGUGUGAGGCUGUGUCAGAACUGAAACACUGUGCCAGGUGGAACAGACCCAGAUACCAUUAGAGAAAGGUACAUUGCUUAGGCAAGCAUUUUAUCAAACCACCAAGAAAGCCAUUAAGGUAUUGGAUCUGCACUUACUGAACUAGCUGCAAAAUGCAGCACUAUGUA